AUGGAAUCGGAAUCAUAUCUCCGUUUAAAUGAGACAUACGAAGACUUUUACAACAGAUGUAAUAAUUUAACAUACUUUGAUUGUAGUGAAGAGGAAAUGUUAUGGUGGUUGAUGGGUUCGCGUAGAUUACCAUUAAACGAAAUCGUGCCGCUUAGUGUAGUACUCGUGGUUAUAUUUUUGACAGGGGUGGUAGGUAACGUGUGUGUAUGUGUCGUAAUUGUGCGAAAUCCGGGGCUACACACCGCGACCAACUAUUAUUUAUUCAGUUUGGCUGUAAGUGACUUAUUGCUGCUCUUGUUUGGCCUACCAAAUGAUCUUGCAGUGUAUUGGCACCAAUAUCCUUACAGCCUGGGCUUAGUUUUCUGCAAACUUCGAGCAUUCAUAUCGGAAGCGGCAACAUACGUAUCAGUUCUGACAAUAUCAGCUUUCUCCCUGGAACGAUAUUUGGCUAUAUGUCAUCCUCUACAUCUUUAUGCGAUGGCCGGUCUCACGCGGGCGUCUCGCAUAAUCGUGGUCCUGUGGAUGCUGGCCUUCAUCAGCGCUUCACCCUUUGCUCUCUACAGUGACAUCAGCUAUCGAGACUACCCUCCAAAUUCCGGCAACUUGUCCCUGAAUUCUGCCUUCUGCACCCUGACAGCGUCGUCUCCUCUCCUGGAGAUCAGUAGCAUCUUCUUCUUCUUCGUGCCAGCUGUUCUCAUACUUUGUUUAUAUUUAACUAUGGGAAUACAUAUCCGGUCAUCCCGAGUAAGCUCUAAUGCAAAGCAAGGGCUGUUCAAAGACCAUGUGCACGGUGAAUCGAGACAGGCGAAGUCAAGAAAGGCGGUUGUUCGGAUGCUUGUGGCAGUAGUAAUAGCGUUCUUCGUAUGCUGGACCCCAUUCCACGUACAACGCCUGUUCUUCAUCUACGGCUACGAUCACCCUCAGUUCCACGUGAUCAACGAGCACCUCUUCAACGUUGCUGGUGCCUUGUACUACGUGUCAGCGACUGUCAAUCCGAUACUUUAUAAUGUCAUGAGCGCUCGGUAA
This is a messenger RNA of Nymphalis io (European peacock), 1026 nucleotides long. It is a transcript of the gene NGR-A25, whose product is annotated as neuropeptides capa receptor-like. Gene Ontology annotation, biological process: neuropeptide signaling pathway. The transcript is spliced from 6 exons. Gene Ontology annotation, cellular component: plasma membrane. The coding region runs from base 1 to 1026 and encodes 341 amino acids. Gene Ontology annotation, molecular function: neuropeptide receptor activity. NCBI's taxonomy places the organism in Eukaryota, Metazoa, Arthropoda, Insecta, Lepidoptera, Nymphalidae. The record is from RefSeq and is a predicted model, not a curated record.